CUUUUUCUGCAUCUGAAUUAUAUAUUAUUGGAUAUGAUCUUAAAUUUUGAGGGAAAGUAAAUUCCAAGAAAUUAUGUGGAUUUAUGGAGGAAUGUGAAUGUAUUCUUUGAAUUGAGGAUCGAAAUAGAUUUUUGACGGAAAUGGCGGAAGAGAAGCCUACCUCGAAGCCGGUGCUCCAGAAGCCACCGGGGUACCGUGACCCGGCAGCGGCGGCCCCCGCCACGCCGAGGCCGCCGCCCAGGCGGCAGCCGCUGCCCCCGGCGUUCCGCCAGCCCGGGAAGCCGCUCCCCCGCCAGCGCUACCGCCGCUCGCGGCGCUGCUCCUGCUGCCGCAUCUGCUGUUGGGCAUCCGCGGUGGCCCUCGUCGCAGCUGCGAUACUCGCCGUGGUCGCCGGACUCGCGUACCUCUGGUUCCAGCCGCGGCUGCCCUCCUUCCGCCUCGAGUCCCUCAACGCCACCCAGCUUCGCGUCGCCGUCAGGCCCGACGGGACCUUCCUCGACGCCGUCACCAAGGUCGGGAUCCUGGUGUCGAACCCGAACGGGAGGAUCGUGGUGGAGUACGGUGACGGGAAGGCGCGGAUGUCGGUGGCGGAUGACGACGGCGACGUGGCGGUUGGGGAAGCGGCGAUCGCGGGGUUCGAGCAGGCGAGGAGGAAUCGGACGGUGGUGCGGUUCGCGGCGGCGGCGAAGGGGGUGGCGGUGGACGAGGUGGCCGGGGAGAGGAUCCGGGCCGGCUUCAGGAGCAAGGAAGUGCGGUUCGUGGUGGAAGUGAGGACGAAGGUGGGGAUCCGGGUGGGCGGUAUGAGUACCGGUAAGGUGCCGAUCCGGGUGGGGUGCGGCCCGGUGAGCUUAAAGCAGGGGGUGAGCGGUGCGACGCCGCCCAAGUGCCGCUUCUACUUGCUUAGAUGGAUUAAUUUGCAUUGAGAGGGUUUUCUAGGUGUACGUCUAAAGGAGAUGAUGACAUUUGCUGUUGCUGUAUAGCAGAUUUGUAUUUGUUUUCCCAUAUAUAAGCAUUUGGAAGGGAUCGAUCUUCGAGUUCGGCUUCGACUUGCUUCGCAUAAAGCUUGUAUUUACACAAAUGAUUAUGAAAUACUAAUUUUUUUUGUUUACUUGUAUGGGACAUUUGGGACUUUUUUUUUAUAUAUAGUUUUAAUGAA
Molecule: messenger RNA, 1156 nt
Organism: Musa acuminata AAA Group (dessert banana)
Lineage: Eukaryota; Viridiplantae; Streptophyta; Magnoliopsida; Zingiberales; Musaceae
Product: NDR1/HIN1-like protein 6
Exons: 2
Coding region: 141-923 (260 amino acids)
Cellular component (GO): plasma membrane
Source: RefSeq, a predicted model, not a curated record